Molecule: messenger RNA, 3905 nt
Organism: Ectocarpus siliculosus
Lineage: Eukaryota; Phaeophyceae; Ectocarpales; Ectocarpaceae
Source: the annotation of a GenBank genome assembly
AUGGACGCAAUUCUCGGCUUGCUUGGGAUAUGUGGGGCAAACUGUGCGGAGGAUCGUGAUGCAGACAGCAAGGGACGCACGGAAGGAGUGGAGCAGGCCUUGGAAGAUGACCCGUCCACCAGGGCUCGGCGCGUGUACCACAUGGGCAACCUCCUCCAGAAGAGGGGGGAGGUGAAGGAGGCCGCCAAGAUGUACCGCAGCGCGGUCAAACUCGACCCCGCGCACAAGGCGUCUCACUACAACCUCGGAAUCGCACUUCAAGAGCUGGGCGAGCUGGAUGAGGCUGCCUCUUGCUAUGAGAAGGCCAUCGCGCUGGCACCGGACUACGUUCUGGCUCACUACAACCUCGCCUACGUCAGACAAGACCAGGGGAGGCUGAUCGAAGCCGCGCAGCACUUCCGCGUCGCGGCGGACCUGGACCCGAGCGACGUGGACAUUCACAUCAGCCUUGGCAAUGUGCUCAGACAGGACGGGGAAUCGGCCGCGGCGAUAGCGGCGUACGAGGAAGCUAUGCAGCUCGACAGCACCAACCGGAUGGCGGCUUACAACCUGGGAGGAAUCUUGCAGGACAACUUCGAGGAGGAGAAGGCGAUCGAGUGCUUCAACCGCACCAUCCAGAUCGACCCGGAUUACGCCGAUGCUCACUACAACCUGGGGAUAUGCCUGGAGACAGUGUGCCGUUUCGAGGAGGCGCUCAUCGCAUACUCAGAAGCGCAGCGGCUGGACCCAUCCACCGACGAGGCGGCGGAGCAGGCGGAGCGGGUGAGGGGCUUGAUCGCCGCACAGGCGGCGGGAGCGGGAGAGGCGGCUCUGCCACCGCCGUCCGUCUUCGCGGGGUCCGUCCCGAGCACGCUCCCGCUCGUCGCCGAGGAGGAGGACGAGGCGGUCCUUGCCGCGGCCGCGGCGGCGGCGGCAGCUGCGCGGGCGCAGGCGGACUCCAAGGAGAGACUGGCCCAGAAGGCGGCGAAGGCGGCGGAGCAGGCAACGAAGGCGGCGGCGGCGGCCACCGCCGCCGCCGAGAGCGCGGCGUCGCUGAUCUCGCCGGCGAGCAAGGCGGCCGCCGGGCUGAGCGUGGUCCCGACGGCGCUGGCGCUGGGCGGCGGCGAGGACGGGGGCGUCGGCGGGGGGGAGGAGGAGGACGUGCUGGGAGAGGCGCAGCCGCCGACGGUCUGGACGAACGGGCGGAAGGCGGCGGAGCGCGACAGCGACAGCAUGUCGGACCUGGGUGCCCAGCACGAGUUGCUCCUGCCCGUGGGUCUCAGGAGGUCCUCCGGACAAUGAACGGUCUGUAAGACGCGCCGAGGAGGACGUCGACGGUGGGCUGGUCGAGUUCCGCGAGCAACGCGACGGCACGGGACGCGCACUCAAUCUAUUGGCGGGGAGGGUUUAUUGACGGGGACGAUUGGUUGAUGAUUCACAAGAGACGCCGCCGGCCGGGCUGGAUGGCUGGCUGGCGGGAGAGCCGGAGCGACAGUCUGGCUCGGUUGCGGGCGAGGAUGGAGGAACGGUCUUUUUGCAGGGGGGUCGACAGGACACGCAGGCGGGGGGGCGGGGGUGGCCGGCCGAAGCCAAGAGCCACGCGUUUGGGUGUGGGGUUGGGCACUUUCUUAGGGAGUGUGCACCCGGGAAGAAGAGUACGUGGCGGAAGAGGGAGGAGGGGGGGAUAAUUGUUGGUGCCGACGGGGGCGGCAGAAGCAGGGGGCAUUCGGUAUCAUACUUGGAACCGACCAUCUAGAGUUUUGUGGGUGCGCGGGCGACCGUUGUAGAGCCAGGCAGGAUAUGCAGACAAUCCACUCCUGUGUGUUUUGAGUUUGUGUUCAAUCCUGGCGCCGGGGGCAAAGGGGGGCACACGGCUAGUAGUUGCUAGCCCCCCCUCCCCCAUUUCCUGCGGGUAAUGUCUUGUAUCAAGAGUAUGUUGUCUCGCCUCGUCCUUGCUGGGUGGUGGACCACCAAUUGCUUUUCGGUCAUUGCAUGUUAUAUACAUCUCUUCCUGUCUCAUGUGUUCCUGACGCCACUGGCCGGUCGUCUGUUGAUCUCUUCGUUGCCAUGCAAGCACCCGAGGUUGUCGUUCUCAUUAGUGCCUACCUCUGCGUCGGCAUCGCGCGGGUCGAUUUUGUUGUUGAGUAGGAGUGGAAGCCGUAGAGGGGGGCAAGGCUGACUAGCUCGAGAGGGGUAACACGCAGCGCAGCGCCGCGGAGCUCGAGCAGGGUCGUUUGCGACUCUCCGGCUGGGCUUGAUUGGGCUUCCAGGCCUGGGGCAUAGUCAAACCUUAGCCGAGCCUUGGCGGGCUAUGCUGUCUCUCUUCUUCACACGCUUCACGCCUUGUUUGAAAGCACCACCGUCCUGGCCCGUUUACCUGCUGCAGGCCGUGCUCAUGCGGCACAGCAGUAGUAGUGGACAGGCCUGUUCGAGUACAGCAGCAGCCGUAGUAUACCUUGCAGGAAAGUCGUGGCGGAUGUGAACGAGGCGCUAGGGUGUUCGGAGACACGAAGGCGUGAUGGGGGGAGCGGUAGCAUGUGAACACGUAUGCAUACAAGUACCUGGAUUUUGAUGGAGCGACUUUUCAGAAAGAGAGGUGCAUCUUGCGUGAUGAGAAUCUACCAUCGCGUAAGAAGUUAUUGUUCCUAGACAAAAAAUUAGGGAGGGGGGAGGGGGGGGGUGGGGGGGGCGCACGGAUAGGUUGGGGGGGUAGGUGAUGCCUAGGGUUCUGUGUAUCUACUUUGUUGCGCUGUAGCGUAAUGUGCCGGGUGGCACAGCAGUUGGUGCAUGCGAAGCACAAGCCGAACUCGAACCAUUCCCUGGUGUAGAUGGAGUGCUUUCCUUCGUUUCUUUGCUCGGUUUGGUCUUUUCGGAUGGGCGCGCUUGUGUGUGUGCCGUUGCCAAUUGUUUGUUCUCGGCCCACGGGAACAUACCAUACCAUGUAGAUUUGAUGGUUGUGUUGUCGAGUUCGGGUUUUUUGUUCUGUUUUUCGCGGGGGUUUUACUUCACGCGGACGGGGGUUCUGCCUUCCUUUUUUUUUUCGCAAAUGCCAUUCCUACCAGUUACCCCCCCCCCCCUCCCCCCAAUAUAGACGGAGGCUUUCAGGAUUGUUUUGUUUUGUUUACGGCCGGUCAGUUAUUGGUUGCGGACCAGCCGGUAGGAUUGUGUGUGUGUGUGCGUGCGCGUGUGUGUGUAUGUUUUGUCUUUUGUAGUUGUCUGGAAGCGGCGAAGAGAGAUUUGCUGCGUUUUGAUUUUUUUUUUUGUGGGUGCGCCUGCGUGUGGGUGCGCCUGCGUCUUUUUUUUUGGUGGGUGUCGUUUUCUCUUCCCGCGGUCACCAAGGCGAGGACACGGGAGGAAAUGCGGUUCCAUGGUACGGUUCGGUACAGAGUCGUUUCCUUGGUACGGUACGGUACGGUUUGCCGGUAGAGGGCAGGGUGGGCACUACAUGCAAGCAUUGACCAAGGCUGGGUGCGUUAGGUACUAGGCUGGGUGGUUUGUGUCGUGUAGCUCGGCCGAUCGCGGUUGAAUGGAGCCCUCCGCGCGGAGCGUACGUACCUACAUGCUGUUAUUUUUUGUGAUGCCUCCGCCUUCUCUUUGUCGGUUAGUUCGUGUUUUCACCCCUCGAUUUUAUGAUUCGUUUUUCCUGAUUCCAUGGUGGUUUCGAGUUGAAUCGAAGCAAGAGCGCGGCCACGGCCUUUGUCUGCCUGCUGUCUUUAUCCGGUUUGUCUGUAUAGUGCGGUCUGCGCCCGCGGCCGGAUACACAAGGGUGUUGGCUGGAUCGCUCUCAGGGCGAAUAGUAUUGUUUUGCGACGUUGGCUGUCGCCUGCCUUACACCGCGUAGAGUAAAUCUCUUUCUGGUUGCUCCCUUCGCAAGGGGAGAGGUAUUAUUUUGGGAUCUUGAGGUCAUUAUAAAAUUCAACCAAAGC